Molecule: messenger RNA, 3721 nt
Organism: Parnassius mnemosyne (clouded apollo)
Lineage: Eukaryota; Metazoa; Arthropoda; Insecta; Lepidoptera; Papilionidae
Source: the annotation of a GenBank genome assembly
GGUUCGCUUGUGGGUGGAGGGAGGGAUUGUUAUCUUCCCGCCAAUAAGCUGUCAAAAUAGGUCGAAUUCGGGAAAAGUUUAUGUUUAGCAUUUAUUUUUUUAUGUUUUUCUUUUAAUAAUUAUUAUAAUAAUAUAUAAUACGCUAAAAUGUCGAUACAAGAAGAAGGCGAAGAUAGUUGGAUAGCUGCACUGGACAAUCUGUGUUCUAAGUUAAAUGUAGACCCAGAUGCAGCUAAGAAAUCGAAGGAAUCAUUUUUAGAAAUCAAACGCAAUUAUACUUUAGAUGGCGAUAUUCAGCAUUGGAUGGCUUGUGCUUUAUAUGUGGCAUGUCGGACAUCUAUUACACCAACAGUACAGUCAGGCAGUGUUGUAGAAGGCAACUGUGUCAGCCUUACCCGUCUCCUUAGGCUCUGCAAUAUAAGUCUUAUUCAAUUUUUUAAUAAAAUUAAAAACUGGAUGGAAAUGGCAUUAAUGUCUACAGAUUUUAAAGAUAGAAUUACACGCUUAGAACAUAAGUUUGCAGUUUCAACGGUUCUCUUCCGAAAAUUUCAACCUAUUUUUCAAGAAAUAUUUUCUGGUUUAACAAAUGAACCACUGAAGUGCAAUACAAAAAGCAAAAAACACAAGUUACAACCAUGUACAACAAAUGCACUCUUUGAAUUUACAUGGUGUUUAUAUGUGUGUGUUAAAGGUGAAUUUCACAAUUCUGCUGAUGACCUGGUAGACAUGUAUCAUGUAUUAUUAUCAUGUUUAGACUUUGUGUUUUCAAAUGCUUUCAUGUCUAGACGCAUUGAUUUAAUAAAUCCUGCUUUUAAAGGAUUACCUCCUAACUGGCUAGCAGAUGACUUUGAACUGCCUAAGAAGGCUCCUUGCAUUAUAUCUGUAUUAUGUGAAAUCAAAGAAGGAUUAUCAGUUGAAGCAGCAACAAUGAAAGAAUACAGCUGGAGACCUGUCAUUAAAUCAUUUUUUGACAAAGGAAUUUUAAAAGGAAAUUCUGACCAACUGACUGGUUUAUUGGACAUUGGAAAUUUUGAUGUGAAUUUGAUGAGAGGAUAUUUUUAGGAGAACAUGCUAAUGAGCAAAUUGGAACUAAAAAAGUUUCUGGUGAUGAGAUCACACAGGUUAUUGCUAGUUUUGGACCAAGCGGCCGUGCCUGCCCGGACACUCCUCUAACGGGGCGAUGCUAUCUUGCGGGGAGGGAGGAACUUACGCCUGUAUCCGAAGCUACGAAUAGUCUAGCGCGCUUAGCCUCAUAUUUGCGAAACGCCAAGCCCUAUCCGUCUGCCGCUUUAAUGAGGCUAUUUGCUGAAUGUGGUGUCAAUGAGGAAACAAUAAACACAAAUGUAAUUAAACCCUGCAAAGGUUGGAUGGAGCAGUUUUCGAAUAGUUUGAAGGAGUGCAAAUGUAGCAAUGAAACAAUAGCAUUUCGCUGUAAUAUGGUCACAUGCCUAUAUUAUAAAGUAUUUGAACAUAUUAUUAGAGAGGAACACAGGAAAAAACCACAAGUGUCUUUACAGAUUCUUCUAUCACAAGAAAUGUAUCAGCUCACAGUAUAUGCUUGUUGUACAGAGGUAGUGUUACAUUCAUAUGGAGUGCAUUCAUUGCGAUUUCCGCGAGUGUUACAGAUAUAUGGACUUAGUGCAUUUCACUUUUACAAGAUCAUAGAACUUGUUGUGCAAGCACUUGUGGAUAAAUUGAGUCGGGAUGUUAUCAAGCAUCUUAAUGCUGUAGAAGAAGAAGUUUUGGAAUCACUGGUAUGGACAUCUGACAGUCCACUGUGGGACCAACUCAGUAAAACACCAGUACCCGCCUCCACUGAAGUAUAUGUACAGGAAUCUCCGCAUUUUCGUCGGAAUAUAGCUGUGAUAGACCGUUAUCUCGCGCCAAUGGCGGACCAAGCAAAAAAGCAGCUCUUCAAAGACAACAUCAAGCCCGGCCAGUCAUUACUAGUACAAACAAACAAUGUCACAAUAAAGCAAGACGCUGCAUGUAGUCCACCGCAGAGCACGUCAAAUGGAGAGACGACGCCAAAUUCGACGCCUAAGAAAGCACAUAAUUCCUUAAUAUUAUUCUUUAGAAAGUUUUACAGCUUGGCAGUGGUGCGCAUGAUUGACUUGUGCACACGAUUGAGGCUCACCGACGAGGAGCUGAAACGAAAAAUCUGGACCUGUCUGGAGUACUCCAUCAUACACCAGACACAACUCAUGAAAGACCGACAUCUAGACCAGAUACUCAUGUGUGCAGUUUAUGUUAUCUGUAAGGUGUCAAAUAGUGCAAACAAUCAAGUUGAGAGAACAUUUGCGGACAUCAUGAAAUGCUAUAGGCAGCGGCCUUUAGCCGACAAUCAUGUAUAUAGAUCAGUUUUAAUUAAGCCAAGUACAGGAGAGAAUUCACCUGAGAGAGGAGAUUUAAUCAACUUUUAUAAUAAAGUGUAUGUGCAAUGCAUGCAGAAUUUUGCUCUAAGGUUUACCGGAAAACAUAAAGACGAGUGUAGCCUGUCGCCGCUGCCGGCGGGGCGCGGCGACGCGGCGUACUCACCGGCCGGGCAGCGCGUGUCCGAGCGCCACCAGCUGUACGUGAAGCCGCUCACCUCGCCGCCGCCCACUCACCACCACCUCACCUACCGCUUCAGCCGCAGCCCCGCCAAGGACCUGCACGCAAUCAACACGCUGGUGUCGUGCGAGGUGGGCGGCACGAAGCGCGGCGCGGAGGCGGGCGACGUGGUGAAGCGGCCGCGCUGCGCCGCGCCCGGCGUCGCGCGCAAGCUGCAGGGGCUCGUCAGCGACCGCCAGGCCGUCUAGAGACUAAAUCAGCCUGUAUGUCACACUUGGAUGGAACACUCAAUGGAUUUAAUUUUAUAGUCAUAUUUAUUUAAUAUUACCAAUUACCAAAAAUGUGCUUAUGCUCUCUAGAUGAUUUCUUUAGUUUGCGACGUUUGUAAACCUUUGACGAAAUUUGACUUUGAAAUUUAAAUCAAUUUGUGUAUAAUCGAAAUUUAACAAGUCACAAUGAGAACAGCCUUUGGACUGUUUAUUAAUAAUAAUCGGUGGCAUUGGUGCUAGAAUAAUUGUCAGGUGAAUAGUUCAUUGGGAUUGCACUGACAGUAAUGAAGUAUAUUGAUCUCAUUUCUUAUUUAUGCUGGGUGUUUAUAGUAUUGAUUUGCCAUAUAACGUAACUUGCUCAUUGCUAUUGUAAGUUUUAAGUUCUAUUUUACAUAUUUAAAAAUUUUAAAGGCUGUGGAUCUUUCCGAAUCCAAUUAUAUUAAUAUGAGCUGGCUUUUUAUUACUGCCCUUGUGGCACACUUGCUACAUUUAUAAUGUAAAAUGACCAAGAGAAUAUUUCGUAUAAGUGUAUAAUCAUUUUUAUAUUUGUAUAAAUCAAGACCAUUUCGGCUUUUGUUGACACUUUUUAUGACAAAAUCUUUAAAUAAAUUAACUAAACGAAAUGUUUAUAAUUUCACGUUAAGGGUAGGUACAAGUUACCUCGUAGUAAGUUCCUCUUGUUUAAUGACUGGAUUUCAUACUAUUCAGUUGAAAUAUAUUUUAUUUGCUUCCAUUAAAUUUAAUUAUUUCUUAAUUCGUAAGUGAUCAGAGGUUUAAAAUCAAUUUUGUUUUAACAUUAAUCAAAAGUAAAUGAUUGUAUAUUUCAGACAUAACCAUUUUAUCAUGUAUUCUUCAUAGAUUUUACGUUGUAGAAUAAAUAAUAUAAAAUAUUACAUACU